Messenger RNA from Nothoprocta perdicaria, 2606 nucleotides. It is a transcript of the gene TRMT5, whose product is annotated as tRNA methyltransferase 5. The transcript has 4 exons. Gene Ontology annotation, biological process: tRNA N1-guanine methylation; mitochondrial tRNA methylation. The coding region runs from base 257 to 1768 and encodes 503 amino acids. NCBI's taxonomy places the organism in Eukaryota, Metazoa, Chordata, Aves, Tinamiformes, Tinamidae. The record is from RefSeq and is a predicted model, not a curated record. Gene Ontology annotation, cellular component: cytoplasm; mitochondrial matrix.
UCGUUUGAUUCACUGGGGUUGCUAAUUCUUUAUUAGAGCAAAGGGGGUUCACUGCGUUUUGGCAGGAGAGCGGUGGAGUUAGUGUAAUAUGCAGUUGCAAACAGGAUGGAAAUUUGACGUGUGUAAAUCAUAAUAAGGAGCUUUAGAAAACUGUCGUGGAUUAUUUGGUUACAAAUGGAAAUUCUGGUUUUAAGAGAACAGCAAAUCCAUGUGAUUUGCGGCCUGUUUAGUGGGAUGAUUACAUAAUGUCUAUAAAAUGAAUAAUUUCUCUUCUAGGAGUUUAUGGAGAUUUGGAUUCUCUGCCAGACUACUGAAAACCAAUCAUUUUAGGACAGCUGCCUCGAAUACGUCAUUCCCGGCAGUUUGGAUGCUCUUGGCCCAGUAUCCUGGCCGAAUACCUGGCUCCUUUGCGAAAGUUCAAAGAAAUAGUUUCUUUACAAUGCCUGAAACCGUAGAGGAUAAAGCUGAUCCAGAGCUGUAUUCGCCCCCUCCGAGAGUGCGUGGAAUGACACAACUCGAUAGAGAGGCUUUCAAAAGGACAAUUGUUGUGCCAGUUCUUAAAGUUCAGAAAGAAAUAAUAGGUUCUUUGUUAAAGCCUUUAAAACAUACGCUGCUGCAGCGUCCUGGUCUAAAGCGAGUGAUUGAAGAUCCAGACGAUGAGAACAGUAGACUUGUUAUGUUGGAUCCUCAUAAAAUACCCGAAUUCUCACUGGGAGGAUCGGAACAAGAGGUAUUAAAACAGUUUAAUAUUCCCCCUGUGGUGUCCAAGUACGACUUGGAGCUGACCUACGAGAGCUUCAAGCUGGAGGAGAUCCUCCGAGCCGUCCUUCCUGAGGGACAAGAAGUCACCUCUGGAUUCAGCCGUGUUGGUCACAUAGCACAUUUGAAUCUUAGGGAUCAUCAGCUGCCUUACAGAUACUUGAUUGGCCAAGUUAUAAUUGACAAGAAUCCAGGUGUCACCAGUGUGGUGAAUAAAACCAGUAUUAUUGACAGCACGUACAGAAACUUUGAAAUGGAAGUGCUGGCUGGAGAGAGCAACCUGGUAACCAAGGUCAAAGAAAAUAAUACUACCUAUGAAUUGGACUUCUCUAAAGUCUACUGGAAUCCCCGGCUCUCCACAGAGCACGGCCGUAUCGUCGAGCUUUUGAAGCCUGGAGAUGUUCUUUUCGAUGUCUUUGCUGGGGUUGGACCGUUUGCUAUUCCCGCAGCGAAGAAGAAGUGCAGGGUAUUUGCCAACGACCUCAAUCCCGAGUCCUACACCUGGCUGCUGCACAACUGCAAACUCAACAAAGUGGGCGACAAAAUCAAAGCGUUCAACAUGGACGGCAGGGACUUCCUCCUGGGGCCAGUUCGAGAAGAACUAAGCAAAGGGCUUCUGCUUCAAACAGAAGAGCAGAAACCCUCUUUCCACAUCGUCAUGAAUUUGCCGGCUUUGGCGCUGGAGUUCCUGGCUGCUUUCAGGCACCUGCUGGCCGGGGCGGCGCGCGGCGCGGCGCUGCCCACCGUGCACUGCUACGCCUUCUCCAAGCACCCCGAGCCGGCCCUAGACGUGUGGCAACGCGCCGAGGCCUCCCUGGGAGCCUCCUUGCGCGCUUGCUGCUCUGUCCACGCCGUCAGAAACGUGGCGCCGAACAAGGAGAUGAUGUGCCUCAGUUUCCAGCUUCCAGCUGACGUCCUGUACGGGAGGCCGUGCCCCGCUGAAGAGAAACCAGCCUGUAAACGGCAGCGAACCAGCAAAGACUCUUCUGAAGAGACRUUACCGAGCUGAGGAUGAGAGCUGCAGUAACCACUGACUAGUGUCUGCCAGGCGCAGGUAGGAGACCUGUAGUCUGCCCCUCCAGUGAACGUCCUUUGAACGUGCUUGGGUUACCCCUUCAUGUCGGCCUGUGUCACGCGUGGUCUCUCCUCCCUUGCUAAGCAUCUGCCUCCUGCAAACUUACUUUCUAACUGUGGGAUCAGCAAGCAGACUGAAACUGUUCUUCUUACUACAAAGAAUAAAAAAUCACUUUUUCUAAUAAAUGGUUUUAUGGCACUUUUCUCCUCUGUUGUUUCACACACCGCAAUAAUUCAGUAAAACAGCCUGGGAUAGUUUUCUGCUGCAGUUUUAUUCUGGUAAUUUACAGUUUAUAGCAGCACACACCUUAAUGCUAACAUAUAUAAAAUAGGAAUGGUGGAAACAUGUUCUUUAUAUUUUGUAGGACUUGGGAAGAUGGUUUGUGUGUGUACUAGGAAACAACCUUUGUUAUAGAACAGGAUUCUCUCUUUGACCCAUAGGCUUGAGAACAUUGGGAUAUUGUAAGCAGAUGCACAAACAGCUCGUCUCUAAGCACAAAAACCCUUCAAAAGCGUGCCCUAAGUUACAAAGAGGAAUAAAUAACACCCAUACUUGUGCCCAGGCUUUUGGAGUAAUAAAUACUUUUCAAUGCUAACUGCUUUACUUAGUUCAAUGACUUCUAASUUAGUGUUUGCCCACAGUUAAAGCAGGAAAGACUUUACUGCUGUUUGUGCAGUUGCAGUUGAGUGCAAGCGUGGGUGAACACACGAGACUGAGAACUAGCACCUGGGUCAACGUUCUCCCAUCUUGAAUUCCUGUCCUGUGGCUUUUG